AUGGAAGAUGCCACCGUGAAAUUCCUGCUGGAGAACUUGAAACAACUCCUCGUGACAAACGCGGAUCUGAUCAGCAGCGCCAAGAUCCAGGUCGAGUGGCUCAAUAAAGAUUUGCGCCUCUUCAACACCUCCAUCAAGGACUCCACCAUAGAGUGGCAAAAGGGCAUCCACCUCUGGGAGCUCGUUCGACAGAUUCGAGAUUUCAUUCCGCCCGCCACUAUCACGCUUGAGGUCAUUGGCGUCUCCUUCCUCCGUUGUCGUCAUAUUGUUUCUUCCCGACCACCAUCGUGUUCCCUUCAGCCGCGCCGAAGAUUGACGCCAAUGUGCCACGGCUUGACAGGGCAACGACUACUGCUCAUGAACUCAGGCACCGACAAAUUCAGCUACAGAAUCAAUUGGUCGAGGCGAAAUUGGCCACUGUCCACAUUCAUGCGAUUGACAGCGUGA
Molecule: messenger RNA, 447 nt
Organism: Striga hermonthica
Lineage: Eukaryota; Viridiplantae; Streptophyta; Magnoliopsida; Lamiales; Orobanchaceae
Source: the annotation of a GenBank genome assembly